Messenger RNA from Ilex paraguariensis (yerba mate), 660 nucleotides. Lineage: Eukaryota; Viridiplantae; Streptophyta; Magnoliopsida; Aquifoliales; Aquifoliaceae. The record is from the annotation of a GenBank genome assembly.
AUGGCAGUACUAGCGCCCCAACUGGUUGGGUGGCUAUGUAAUAUUAGGGUGUUGGUUUUCACACAAAAGGUUUUAUUGGUGUGGAGAUGUUUGAGGUACAGUAAUGUCAUUGGGGCAAGUACAUAUGAUGGUGUUGUUGGCAUCAUUAGUUGUCUCAGUUGUGGUACAGGAAAUCCCUUGCUAAUCAUGCAUGCUGCAGUGCUUCUCAGACACCCUCACCUUCAACCCUACGUUCUUAAGGUUCAUCUCAAAUUAAAUAGCCCUAGGCGCAACAGUUUACCCACUCACUGGCAAUAUCCAGAGGAAGAAGAUGUUCCAGUUUCAACAAUUAGAGAGAAGCGGCUGUCAUUUGGAAAUGACAGGACUUUGAAUCCAAGUAUAUCGGGAGCUGAGCAAGAUUCUUCUGUCAAUACUCAAAGAAAUCCAUGUACCCCUAGUUUUUUGAAUCGAAAAAUGGCAGAAUUGUCUGUUGGCAGCACACAUGAAGUCACAACCAUCAGCAAGAGAGUUGUUUCAAAAACUUCAAAUGUUGCCAAGAAUCAAAGAUUGACUCCAACAAAAACGUCUGACACUACUAAGAGACAAACUGAGCUAUUCAAGAACCGUGAACUGGUAAGACCAAAUUGUUUACAUUUCAUUUCCAUUUUGCAGUGGUUAUGA